GUCGAAACGAAACGUCGCUGUAGAUGCGUUAGUCUUAUUGGUCUUAUCUGUAAUUUGAGAGUGUAUGUGCAGUAGUUGUCAGUGUUUCGAUAAUGAAUCUUUUAUUAUACGUUGAGCGCAAGCUGCAGUUUUAAUCUCUGGAAAAUUGUGCAUUUUUAACUGAUAGAAGAAGUGUUCAAUCAUUGGAUACCAAGUCGCUUGUGGUUAAGAGGUCAUACGCCGACAUUUUCUAUUUUUGCCUCAGUGGAUUUUCGAAUGCUUGGGUUUAUUUGUCUACCCCGUCGGUACUUGUGCUUGGUGAAAGUUUGAACUUAGUGCUUUUCAAAUACUGUGUGAGUUCGUAACAUGACCGAGGAUCGAAGUCCUUGUACUGGAAUCUUAGUUUUUAACUGAAGUCUGUGAUAUCUACUUUAGUGUUAGGCUUGCCCUAUUAAGUCAAGAUCUUUUAGUAUCGUUAAGUAAUACCCUUCAAGAAGAAAUGUCGAGACCAACAUCAACUGAAGGGAAGGAAUUAUCAAGUAGAGAGAGAAAAUCCAUGUCUGAAGAUGAUGCUGAAGAAAGCAAUGCCAUGAGUGAAGGUGGAUUGUCUGGAGAUGACAAGGACAAGGAGGAUGACGAUCGGACGCGCCAGGUUCCUGAGCUUCAAUACUCAAGGGAGAAACUUAUGAAGUUGCGUUCUCAUCCAUUGGCGAAUGAACGGCCAGCCUGCUUGGAUACUCCCAACAAUGAGGCCAUUGAACGUUGGCAUGGAGAUCGGAAGAGGUCUGAAACUCCAACUGAAGAAGAUUCAAGACGGCGUGGAGAUUCAACUAGCAAUGCUGAAAAGAGACGCUCUAAUGACCCUCGGGAGAGAGUUAGGAAGGAGCAGGAUGGUAUUGUCUUAAGUCCACAACGUCGCAGCUUUAACUCAGGUUGUUUUGUGCCAACGACUCAAUCUUCAGUGGUGUCUGGACGCAGGCCUGAGAGUCCCAUCGGGAAACCUGAGAGCAACCUAAUCCUUGGCCGUGACAUUGGCCAUCGCGAGCUAUCCAACGCGCGUCGGAUUGGGAGUGGGCGAAUCCCAGCCCGAGAACCGUCUUGGGAGAUGCGUGAUCCUUCACGGGAUAUGCGGGAGGCGGUUUGGGACCAACUUGAUGCUAACCUUGCCCCUGAGCACGGUUCAUUCCGUCCUGGUGGGGGUGGUUCAUCUAGUGGUCCCAUGAGUCGAAGUGGUGAUUUGGAACGCAACCACCGAGAGCGGGACGCUGAUUUAAGGCAUGAUAGCCGCCGACCGCGAUUUGGCUGGGACUUCCCUCGUGAUCGGGAAGGUGAUCGGGAGCGAGACAGGGACCGCGAGCGUGACAUGGAGAAAGACCGUUUCGAUAAGAGAUUUGAGAAGGGCCGUAACGAUCGACAUGACCGUAUUGAUGACAGGAUGACUGACCGUUCCAUGAGACGAAAUGACAGGGACGACAGGAGGGACGACCGGAGAGACAGAGAUGACCGCUAUGGAAGGAGACGCCAUGACAGCAGAGAGGAGGAACCAGAGUGGUUCUCAGCUGGUCCUACUUCUCAACAUGACACAAUUGAACUACGAGGAUUUGAGGACAUUCCAGAAGAUGGUCAAGCUACAGGUCGUGGCAAGAAAAACACUAGGACCAAAGCAAAUUCUAGAGUAACGCCAGCUGGCAGGAAGAACUCUGACUCAAGUAUUUCGAUUGGUAGAACAGCAACAACGCCACCUCCUCAAGAAACUAUGAAGAAGAAUUCACCUGAUGGCAAGGGCGAUAAAUCUGACAAGUCUCGCGCUGCUGGUCCUUUAGCAACAUCUUCACCUGACACGAAGGAGAAGAGGGCCAAACAAUUGAAGUCCCUGACUGAUGCUUCGGGCAAUGGGAAGGAUGUCAAAGAGAAAUUGGAUUCAGAACCUGCUCAGGUUGAGAAUGGGAAAGCUGGUCAUGCAUCUGAAACACCUCAGCUUGACUUUAAUCUUGAUGAUUUCUUGAAGAGUGAUUCUUUACCCAUGCUAAUGAAUGGUGGCCAAGCAGAAGCUGCAUCAGGUGGUUCAAGGUUCCGGCAAUGGUUUUCUAAGAACAGUCCAACAAAUGAAGAUAGUGUCCGCGCAGUACCUGAUGACCUGAACAAUAUGUUACAAGACUUGCCUGAAACAAGGAUCACCAUUCCUCUGGAAAAGGGACUUGACAAUUUCUUUGCACCCAUCUCCCCUGCUGCUAACACUCACCAAAAGCAGCAAUUCCUUCAGCAGCAACUUCAGGCUAGACAACAAAACCAGCCCAACAAAUUAUUAGAAAUGCUGCACAGAGGAUCUGAGUCCCAAUCUCAUCCUGUUCCAGGCGAAAUUCCUAGUAUAAAAGACUUAGAAGCUUCUGGUAAGAUUCACAGCGUUGAGGAAUUGGAAGCAAGAAUGCGUCCAAAGUCUAUGGAUGGUGGCGGAGCAAUGCCUCCGGUCAGAGAACCUAGGUUGGCGGAUCCUGCUAUUGCCAGUGUUGUGCAUCAUGGUGGACUUCCACCAAUGCUGCAGCAAAGGGAGGAUGAUGUUGCUGCUUUCAAGAAACUGAUUAUGAAGCGGAACCACGAACCUCAAGUUGGGAGUGAGGCUCCUGGUGCUGCUAACAAUGUUAUGAUGAAUGCUUUCUCAGGCGUUCCGCAAUCAUUCAAUUCAGUUGGUUCACCACACCAGCAGUCACAGCCGAUGCAGAUUCCUGAGGACUUGCUUGUGAAGUUACUUCAAGUUCAACAACAGCAGCAGCAGCAGCAUCCACAUCACACACAACAGCUACUUCAGCAGCAACAGCAGCAAAGACAGCAGCAAGACGUGUUGACAAAGCUUAUGAACAAUGCUCGUAUGUCUCAGCAACAAAUGCACCAGCCUCAUCAAAUGCACCAACAAUCUAACAGGCGUCAAGGUCAGAUGAUGCAGUCCGGACACUACAGUGGGCAUUCUUCAAACCGAUCACCCCUGCCUCCUGAUGUUCAAUCUCUUAUCGCUAACACCCCUUUGAAUCAUGACUUGCUUCAGCGGGCUGAAGCUCAAGCCAUAAUAAGAGGGCUCAUGCAGGGAGAAAUCACAAUUCAGCAUCUUGUUCAGCAACUUCAGAACCCUGCUAUUACUCGGCGUCAUCAAGAGCUGUUACUCAGCAUUCUGAAAACCCACUCCUUCAAAGGCAGUGGUGAUUAUAUGGGGCAAAGAGUUCCAUCACCCAGAGACAUGGCUCUUCAUAAUCAGAAUAUGCAAUCAGCAUUGAUAAAGAAGAAGUUGGAGGAACAAAAGGAAACCUUAAGGAAGCGUCAGGAACCUCACAGGUCACUUUCUCCGAAUAUUGGAAAUUUCAAUGCUAUGAACAAGAACGAUAUGAAGCAUCCUAUGUCUUCCCCUUCUCCAUUAGCCUUCACUCCUACCUCGGUCUUAAAGAAAAUGAAUGCUGAAAAGGAUGGUGAUCAAAAGAUAGGUGGAUUGCCAGCUGGGCUCACUCUGAAUGACCUUCAGCAAAUGCAGCAGGGUUCUCGGCAUCCCUCUAUGCAGAUUUCAGCGUCUCAGGUGCAGCAGCAGCAGCAAUCUCAGCAGCUACCUCAACAUCGAAUGCCUCAAAAUUGGAAUCAAAACAAAUCUCAGAAUCAGCCUCAGGGUCGUCCUAUCCUGAAGUCUAGCAACAACUUCACCUAUUCAGGAAACGACUCUGUAUCUCAGCCUGGUGGUCCACCACCGAACCAUCCGCAGCAGGUGCAGGCACUGCCUGCUUACAUGCGAGGAGGCCCACCACCUUCACAGUUUCCUCGUUCCAAGAUGACAAUGAGUACCCCUCCACCAAAUAUGGCCCAGCAGCCCCCGCAGUACAACAUGAACAUGAUGCAAGCCCGUCCUGGUUUAUCUCAAUCAUCAAAUCCAAGAGGCCAACACAUGCAGCCUCACCCUAGUGGUGUGCAGAAUCAUCAUCAACACAAUACAUCUACACUUCAGCAAAUGCUGAUGGGAAACAACUUCUCUCAAAAUCAUAAGAGUGAAAUGUCACAUGGUGGCUCUGGAGAUGUAGGAUCAAAUGGCAAUCAACUUUCCCGCUGGUUUUCACCUCAACUGCUGGCUCAAGCCAGAUCAGGCCCUUCAGUGCCUGCCCAAGGUAUGCUUAGCGUAGAAGACAUUGAACGUCUGCAACAGUCAGUGCACAACUAAAAGUGGUUGUCACUUAGGUUUCAAGCAGGAUCAGCUCAGCACUCAUUGACAAACUGCUCUUCAGAUAAGGAAAUGCUAUGCUCAGUUGUUUAUUGAACUCCAUUGAUAAUGUAUCAAGUCACAUGGCAAUGAUCUUUUAUUUUUGUUUUGUAACCUUUAUUUAAAAUGCCAACAUAUGUUUUAUUUUGCUAUAAACUGACUUCUGGAAGUUUGAGGAGACUUUGUUACUGUGUUGUAAUUUCACUCUUGGCGAAUCAUUAGGCCUGAUGAUCUAUUUCAAAAUAGUUUUUUUGUUUUUUAACAAGCUAGUUAGUUUGUUUCCCUGUUGUGUUAAUGAAGUCCCUAAAUCAGUGCUAGUUUCUGUUUUCUGAAUUUUGGUACUGUUGCCUGUAUCACCUUGCCACAGAAGGUUUGAUUUAUUGUGCAUUGUUUUGUGUUGUACUCCUUUUGAGCAAAAAGAGCAAAAGAAAACAAAUAGAACAUUCUUGAAAGCAAGGCAGUGUAAUUUCUCAACCAAAAUAUCCUAUCCAUUUUCUGUAUACUGAUUAAAAAUAAUCAAGAAGACUGUGUUCUGUUAAAUGGAAAAGUCUUGAGCACUCGAAACUAUUCAAUGCUUCCUUUUGUAACCAUGGGUAAUUCAGCUGUGUUAAUUAUUGAAUUCGAAUCAACUGGUGUAAUCACAAUCUCGAUGUCAUCCCUAAAUGUAAAAUGUGAGGUGUAACAUAAAGCAAUGAAUAUGCUGAGUUAGAUCCUCCAAGAUUUGCUAUGAUACAUUUGUAGCAAAUUGUGAAUUUUUAGAAAAUAUUUAAAUGCAUAGAAAUUGGUGGAAGAUAUAAAACGGUAACAUUUUUGUCUUGCU
Messenger RNA from Thrips palmi, 5027 nucleotides. Its product is annotated as eukaryotic translation initiation factor 4E transporter-like. The record is from RefSeq and is a predicted model, not a curated record. The transcript is spliced from 24 exons. Gene Ontology annotation, cellular component: cytoplasm; nucleus. Gene Ontology annotation, biological process: negative regulation of translation. NCBI's taxonomy places the organism in Eukaryota, Metazoa, Arthropoda, Insecta, Thysanoptera, Thripidae. Gene Ontology annotation, molecular function: mRNA binding. Bases 479 to 4168 code for a protein of 1229 amino acids.